GUACUUGUUUCCGGUUUCAGGGGGUAACAACAAUAUUUGACUGUACUGUCAAAUUGCAGCUCCUGGUCUACUGUACGUCUCUUUUGAAGAAGAAAACAAGGAAAAUAAGUGCCGCCAGCGUGACUCAGGUAGCACUAGACAAAAAAAUAUUGUUACCUACCGAUACUGAUCGAUAAUUUUCGUUGUUUGAUGCAGAAACUUUGGCGCCUGCUUGCUACGCAGGGGAGCUAACGUUACUGUUCAGUUACUGUAACCCAGAGAUAACAACAUAACAACAGCGCGUGACGGUAACGUUACCAUACGAAACUAGUUCGACUUCAGUUAAUAAAUAUAAAACAUGACUCCAGUUAGGUCGUAGUGUAUGUGUUUUUGAUAUUCUGUGUAGUUUAUAGUCUAUACUGACGCGAAAUAUGAUGAUUUUGUUAGCCAACUUAGCUAACAGUUAGCAGUAACCCAGCAAAUGCUUCACGAACACACCUAUUAUUGUUUCGUACGUUGUGCAAGUUCAAGCCCUUCACUUACUUUUACAGUGUUGGUUACAGCUGAUUAAAGAAAAUGCUUUUCAGGAACGAAGAUGGAGGAGAAUGAGGAGCAGUCAGAUGCUCAGCAGCCAGGUCUGAGUUCAAGGAAUGAAAACAACGAGGAAGAUCGCUUCAGGUGAGACUCUGACCCGUGAUAACAUCCGUGUUUGCUCUAUGUGCAUUCUUACUGUAAACCCCCAGCUCCUUAUCCAGCAAACACACUAUAACUGAGGGUUUUGGAGGGGGAGAUAUGCACUGUGUGGUCAGGAGGCUUUCAGAAACCUGGUCCUGGGGUGUCUGACUGUAGAUUAGGGGAUUGGUGACCAUUGGGAUAGAUUCGUGUAGCUGUUUUUAGGCUAGUUGAAGAACGCUUUGUAUUGCCCAUUUGGACUGUCACAACCAAAAUACUUUGACCGAGGAUCACAAAAGUGCUGUCACGUGGGAAAAACCGGCCCCUGUGGAUUGUUGCUGAAGUACUAAACUAUACUUAACUACAACUUUGGCAUUGACAGGACACUAAAAAGUAGUUGAACGAGUGUUUCUAAGUUGUUUCCCUGUCACCAUCUACACAUAUAGUGGAAUAAGAGUUUUGGAGUUAUAUUUAGUAAACAUGCACCAAUAAAUCGGCCGUCUGAUCAAUCGGCGCUGGGGAUCGGUGAUCGACUGAUCCUUACACCAAAAAAAACGAUUUUAUCCGCUGAUCUUAUCUACCUCAGCAAAGGUCAGAAAGUCAGACAUUGUAGCUUUUUGCUUUUGCCAGAAUGACAGGCCCGCCCACCAGUUUAGUUUGUCCUGUAGAUUAUUAUCUACUAUUUCUCUAAACUUGGGAUUUCCUUUAUUUGUAAAAGCAAAAUACUGCUGUGCACUUUAUUUUGGUAAGAGGCUCAAAACAGGCCUGCAGUGUGACCUGUUGCAAGUAUUGUUAAUUUUUAAAAUGUGGAAAAUAAAAGACUAAAGGAACCGAUAUAACUUAGUAGUCUGGAUGUCAGCAUUCUAAACUUUUCAUUUAUACUUGAGAGAACUACGUCAUGUGCAGUUAAAACAAACAUAAAAGGGUUUUUAUUGUUCCACAAGUAUUGUUUAAUUUUUUUCAUUAAAAUAAGAUUGGAGCAUGGAAGGUGUAUGUUGUCAGUUAUAAAAAAAAAUAAAUAAAAUAAUAUUAAAAAAAGGUAUCGGCCAAAAUCAGUAUCGGCAGGUCAAGCUUUUUAAAGAUCAGUGAUCGGUGCACCCCUAGUUUUUAGUCCUCCAUUUCUUUAGAGACAUUUAGGUUUACAGCAACAGUUCUUUGUCUCUGUAGUCUUAUUAAAUUAUACUUUUGCGAUCAGUCUCAAUAUCAGUUUUUUUUUCUGCUGGUAACCAGAACUCUAGGGCUUUUCAGAACGCGUAAUUGUCAGCCUGGCUGGAUUAGGCUGCUUGGCAAUAAACACCUAAUGCGGAUUUGAUGAAAAAUGUCCUGCCACCCUGCCAGAGGGGAAUGCAGUGUGUUGCAUGACAGCUUGAAAAGAAAAUAGUUCUUAUGUUCCUGCGUUGCAAGUUGGUUUCACAAUUAUUUGAUAAGCCUGCUGUUUAGACGUUUCACCAGCAAGAUUAUACGUAGUUUAAAGCACACAAAGAAGACUUGUGGAUGAAAUCACUCCUCCCAACCCUGGAGCACCAAAAUCCUCAAGCAAGAACUUUCCUGAUUUCACUCCCUUGUUGGGUUCAGUACAGCACUCAAAGCUUCAAAGUUGUACAUUUUUAUUUUAUUUUUGUUAAGUUAAACGCUGUCAACAGCCUUUGGUUUCUUUGUAACUCUCUGGCUCCUUAGAAGACAGAUAACAUCUCUGCGUUUACACUUUGAGCGAGGAUGGAGGAAAUCUGUCAAUAUUUUGGAACCAUGGGGCGCGAACGCUCAGACACCCAUUCCACGCAGUCGACGGGCACCAGACUCGCUCUUCGCCAUCGGCUCAAUCAGCUGAUGACCUGCGUGGAUGAUCUAGACCCCAAGCAUGAACUGCAUGAGAAAAUGGUUCACACUUUGGAUAAUGCCUUCCUCAUCUGCGGCAAGAGAGCCCACAGGCUGAAGACGGACAAACUCAGGUGGAGGGAAAACAUCCUGAUUAGUGUCUGUAAUAAUUCUGGGAAUCACUAAUGUUUAGAAGUAGCGGUCUUCUCUCUGCUUUUAAUUCUUUAACAUACUUCAGUAAUUUCCCACAUUAAACCAGCUUUUCCCUUAACGACAGAUCCAGUUUGAGUUUUUGCUGAUUGAAAUCUCUCAGGAAGAUUUUGUCCUCAGAUUCCUCUCAUGCUUUUCUUCUGAUUGCAGAAAAUUCCCUUUGGUGGUUUUGAGUUUUCAAUGAACUUACACUUGCUGUUCUCAUCAUGUGUGAACCGUACUAGCCUGACCAGACUGUAGUGGUAGUACAGCGCUCAUAUUGUAACAGCUUUCUCACUCUGAUCAUGUGUUCUUCUUUGAUUUGUGUCCCACUGAAUGAACCUCUUUGAUUGUAAACCUAAAAGCAGAGCUCUGUUUCACUUUGUGGUGUUGUAAAGCUGUAACAUUUGAGGAGAGCCAGACUGAUACAAGAUUUUCCAGGAAUGACACUUAUGCUGAUUAUGAAUGGAAAUUGGUUUUGAGAGCUGGAGUGAAAAGAUAUAUAUGUAUAUCUUUAAGUUUUGCACUUAUAUGGCUUUGUAGUUGUACCCAAAAUGCUGACUUAUUAGAAAAAGCGCUUAUUCUGACUCUGUUUGACAUUGAGAUCGUAUAUUGUCGAUCAUUUUUUGUGCAUGAAGCUAUGAGCUCUGCUACAGGUGUGGUAGACUAGGGGUGUUAUCACAGAGCCAGAGCGCUAAACCUUGACACGACAGUAGUAAAAACAAAAAAAGACUUUACAUUAUGUCUGUUUGGAAUGAUACUAAUGAUACCACUGAAUGAAAAACUACAACACAAAUUUUAACUGUUCCUUUAAAUAAAAAAAUAAAAAAGUUAUCCAGACUGCUUACAAGUGCUGCACAAAUAACUCUUUGUUGUGUUAAAUGGCCCACAGGCUACACAUGGUGACGUGGAAUGUGGCCACAGCUGAUCCUCCAGAUGAUGUGACUUUGCUUCUCCAUCUGAACUCUCCAAAGAGCCCAGACCUCUACGUCAUCGGGUAGGUGGUGCAAGGAAUUUAAUUGGUUGGGCAAGUGAUUUAAUUAUAUAACACGAUGUGGGGCAAUAGACUGUGUCUUUGUGUCUCAGUUUGCAGGAGGUGUACUCAGGGCCAAUGAGAUUUGUGUCCGACACGUUAUUCGAUGACCCGUGGAGUCAGCUAUUCAUGUCCACCCUGGCACCCCUGAAUUAUGUUAAGGUACAUUUCACUUAAUACAAAUUUUACAAACGUAUCAGAAGCAGGAAUGGUUAUAACUGAUCAAAAAUAUUCAUAAAAGCUUUGAAUCUAAGUGAAAACCAGAUCUAAAGAAUAAACAAGCAAAACCUAGUGCCCAGAUCCCCCAUGAAACAUCUUCCUGGAACUUGAUGAUGAUGUAACAUACCCAAGGUCGACAGACAGGAGAGCGACACCUCUCUCUGCCUCACAAUCAUUUGAGUUUUAAAGGUAAAAUUAGGUGCAAAUAUUGCUCUGAGUAAAUGGGGAUCUGAGCGGGAAGGUUUUGUGACUCAUAAGUACAGGGUGAGAGGUGUGGGUGUAACUGCAAGUGUAAAUGGAUUCAUUAUUCAUUGUGUUGAUGGUAAACUAUAAUAGAAAUGUCAGCGCAGACAGCCUCACCAUUGAUGAAAGCAUUUUAAAGAAAGGUUGUUUUUACCUCGUGUACCUGUUUGUGUUUCAGGUGUCAUCUAUCAGAAUGCAGGGCCUGCUGCUGCUCUUCUUCUCCAAACUGGAGCACGUCCCCUUCAUCAGAGACAUCAGGGCCACAUACACACGCACAGGCAUUUUUGGUUACUGGGUAAGAAAUGCAUGAACAUAGAUCUCAGACUGACAGUGUUUUUAGAGACAAUCGAUUUUGAAUCCUACUGCCUCAUGAUGAUUACACCACACAAGAAGGAUCUUGUUCCAUAAAAGGUCUCUCUGGUUGACUGGAGGUGGUUCAGAUUUGUAGCAUCUGACCUCCAUACCACUGUUUGCUGUGAAGAUAGCCCCAUGUCUCUGGCAUCAAAACAGCAGUUUCAAUAGAGGCAGUUCAAAUUUACUUCUUAAAAGCUGCUCAUGCCCUGAUUUGUUUGCCUCCUGCGUGACUAAAAAAUAUCACAAACAGAGCUGAGCAGCUCAACAGAACUUUGUCUCUUAUUUCAUCUCUCAGGGUAACAAAGGCGGCGUGUCCAUCCGUCUGUCUUUCUACGGCCACUUGCUCUGUUUCCUCAACUGUCAUUUGGCUGCUCACAUGAAAUACGCCUCAGAGAGAGUGGAUGAGUUUGAGUACAUCAUCGGCACACAAACCUUUGAAUGCAGAAAGGCACAGACCAUCUUUGACCACAGGUGAGAGAAUAAACAGAUUCUCACUGCUUCUAUCUAAAUACAAAGUCACAUUUUCACUAUUUUUCACUUCUUUAUCACCUGUCUUUUGAUUCAGACUGGUGUUCUGGUUUGGAGAUCUUAACUUCCGGAUUCAGGACCAUGGCAUGCACUUUGUACGCACCUGUAUCAACGACGAAAACUACAACCUCUUGUGGAGCAAAGACCAGGUUUGUCGUUCACAGUUCUGUUCAGAUCAGCAGAGGAGUCUGUUUUUGCCUCAAGGUCCUCACUGGAGACUGACUUUUGGAACAUUUUGUGUUGUUUUGUUUUUGUUAAACAAAACCUGAUUUAAUUUCUCCUUCCAAACAUGACUGAGUUUUAUUGAAACAUAACACCAACUGUUUGGCAAAUAGCUCAGCUCAUUUCAAGUCUUACACUGGAGACUAAAGCCUCUGACACGAUGCAACUCUGCAACAGUGCUGGAACAGAGUUCUGCCAUCAUCUAACUUACACUGUUCACCCUGACAUGGACACUUUGCAUGGGUUGUGGCUCUAUUUUGUCUGACAUUUGUUUCCCACUAAUUGGCCGUCACAUCUCUGCUGAAAUUUGCCAAUACAGCAUUAGAGACCAAAUUGAUUUUGUUAGGAAAAUACAUUUUUGUUCUGAUUCAACAUCAAUAAUAGACCAAAAGGACGCAGAGAUAAAUCUAUCAAUAUAUCAAUAUGUAAAGUGGUUAAAAAGGAAAAGUUCAUUGUGUCCAUGCAACAAAAUAAAGAAAGCAGAAAUAUUCACUCAUUAUUAUGCAAUUCAAGGAGGUCAGAAAAUACUCAACUCUAAUAAACUUUUGUAACAUGCAACACAAUGCUUAACACUAGUUCAUGUGUAUCCAUAUCUUUACAGUCGUCUUCAUAUCUUAUUAAAAUGGAUUUAUAUAGAUAUGAGGAGUGUAAUUUGUUUAUGUUCAAAUGAACAGACUGAGUUUAGGCAGAUUAUCAUUAGUCUAAAUCCUCUUCUGUGUGUUGUCGUUUCAGUUGACCAUGUUGAAGUCUAAAGAAAUGAUGCUCCAGGAGUUUGAGGAAGGACCUCUGGACUUUCAACCCACCUACAAAUUUGAUCUGAACUCUGACACCUAUGACAGCAGGUAACAUUCAGAAACUGAUCAGUAUAAAUAGUCCUUAAAAAUCAUCCUCAUAUUGUCCAGCUUUUUUUUUUUUAUUUCCAGAACGUUCUGCUGAAGUGUUAUGUUAAAUACUGUAUAUAUACAUAUCUAUGCUUCCUUUCAACUUCCCAGGCUCUACAGGACAUGGUUUGGCUUUAAGUAAGAGUUCAAAACACAUUUGUGUCCACGUCUCUGAUAACACAUCAUGUCAUCCCUUCUUAAUCCGUUAUUUUUGUGCAUAAAAGCUACUUUUACCAACAUGAUAAAAGUAGUCGCCCUUUUUUAUGCAGAAUGGUAACUCAAAGUCUUAAUCAUUUUUCAGAGGCGUAAUUAGGAUCGCAUUAGAUACAGAAUGCAAAUGAAACAAACAAGAAGACCGGAUUAACAGUCUUUUCAAGACAAACGUCAGUUUGUCUCUGCAAAGAAAAGUUUGUGCAUGUAACACUUGGGUGUCUGACCUUUUGUUUUGGAACCAGUCCUGUAGCUUUUAAAGGUACAUGCUGAAGUUUUUGACCUUUGUUGGCACAUUGGAGCAGUUUUUUCAAGAUUUGAUCCUGUUUUACACAGGCUGGGACUGUUACACUAUUGUUGUGCCUCAUGCUCAGAGACAGGGUGACAGGGCGAUGCCAUUCUGCCCAAAACUGAAAGCCAAGGUGGCAACAAAGCUGAAAUGACAUCUGUGUGAACUGGAGAGCCAUUUCUGAGACAGGCUGUGUGACGCCAACUCUGAGGCAGCGAUGAAGUAUGGUUAUUGGGUUUAGUGUAAAAAACAAAGCUACAUAAUUUCAGAGAUUUGUUUCUUCACUACUGAGAAAUCUCAGUAUGACAAAGGAGGGACUAUAGAUAUAGAUAAAUAGGAUAUAGAUAUAGAUAUACAUAGAUACAUGUAUACAUAUCUACAACCCCAAUUCCAUAAAACUUGGGAUGUAAAAUGAUUUUUAUGGUUUGCAAAUUUACUAAAUUCUCUUCUUAAUGAAAACAUUUUUGCAAAGUCAAUGUAUCAGAUAUUGCCCGAUGAAAAAAUGCCACAAAUUUCAAAUGUGGCCACAAAUGUUGCCACAAAUGAAAUUCGAUACCAGCAAUAUAUUUAAAACAGUUGAAAAGAGGACAAUAAAAUAAUGAAAAGGUUACAUAAGGGUAAGAAAAUAAAAGGAGGAACAUCUCCCAAACAGACAGAUCAAUUUAUUCAGGUCUGUAAUAUUUGUGAGAGACUGCAUGAACAGAUAGCUCAUCAAUUUCAGAGUAAUGUUGUUUAAAAUUGUAAAUAAUAUGUUAAUUACCUUAUCUGCAGCACAUUAUCUUUGAAGUAAGUCAGAUAAUCUGGCGACAUCUCUGUACAGAAGCACAAGGCCGAAAAAUCAUCUUCCGGUUCCUCAGGAAGCACGCAUUAGGAAAAGACAUGGCUCUGUAGUGGAACUCACUUCAUGAGCUCUCGCUCAAGACCCCUGGACUUUACACUGAGGUGUUGACUUAGCUGUUUGGAUUCCAUAACCAUCAGCUUGAUUUACAUUUAUCCUUUACAUGUCUGAUAAAUGCUCUCUCAGAUAGGUUUCCUGGAUGGAUGGAGGGCUUAAACUCUUCAAAACAAAGUGAUGUGACAGAAAUACACCAGGCUUUCUAGUAACAAACAAACAGCUUAACAAUGCAUAUUUUCAACACAAAAGGUGCACUGUAUUCUGCAGGGCUAAUGCAAGUGAUGACUGUGCAUGUUUUUGCCACUGAGAGGUUUAGAUUGUAAGUCUGCAGCUCGUAUAAGGGAUUUCUACAGACCCAGACCUUUUUGUUUAAGAGUAAUAUAACCUUUCAAUCAGAAUAAAGCUGUAACUUGACUUUCUUCAAGGCAACACAUGCAUAGCAAUUUAUUUCCUCCACAGAGUACCUUUAAGUGGCAAAUUGUCAGUAGCUCACAUUAACCCACAUUUAUCCUACAGUGUGUAAUAUCAGCCUCUUGCUUCCAGGGCAUGUGCGCAUAAAAGUCAGUGUGUGUCCCUCACUUUGCACCAACAGCUGCUGCAUAACAGCUAACAUGCUUGACCAGAGAUAGCUGUUUUUCUAACGCAGGCACCAUGACUAUUUAUAAUCUAAUAUGAGUGUGUUAGAUUAUAACUUGCUAUCACACAGAAGCACAAGAAAGCUAUUUAGUGUAAAUGCAUCACUUGCUAAUGCUGGAAAAAGCAAAGUUCUUCUAUGCUACCCCCCCCCCCCCCGUCAAUACCACUGUCUCAUAGAUACUGCUUCCUGUUUUGUCUAAAUAAAACAGAGCUUCUCAUUUUCACCAGCUUGCAGGAUUUUUGCUGUGAGGUAUUUCCUUUUGAUAAAAUUCUUGUCUGUCCAUCAUCUCCAACCACCUGUCCAGCGGUAAGAAGCGCAAACCUGCGUGGACCGAUAGGAUCCUGUGGCGUCUCCGACCCAUCGCCCUGCCUCCCGUGGAACAAGAUGAAAGUGAAGUCGGACUUGAUGUGAGGGAGCUCAAGCAGAUGGAGGAGGAUGAAGAGUACCCUCUGAAAGUCAGACAGGAGUUGUACACAAGCAAGAUGGAGUAUGGCAUCAGCGAUCACAAACCUGUCAUCAGCGUCUUCACACUGAUGGUAAGAACCUGACAGUAUUCUGACUUACGGAGCUGAAGACCUGAAUCUCAUCAUAAAAGGUCUGAAGUUUACAGAACAGUGAUUAUUGCAGCUGCCUUCAAUUUCCAGGCUUGUUAAUGUAAAUGUGUUUCAUCCUCUGCUUAGCUGAGAAAGAUCCACACAACUCCUCUAGUGCGUCUGCAGCCAGAGGGCGACUGGAGCGCAGACAUCGAUUCCAUGGUUCUUUACAGCCCUCUGCAGCCUUUCCCUUCAAGCACAUGGGACUGGAUUGGACUCUAUAAGGUUUGUGUAACAACUCAACUGUAAGCUCUGAUAAUAGAAAUGAGACAUUUUAGUUCGUCACUGUUGACUGUGUGUGUGAAUUUCAGGUUGGUUUCGCCAGCGUGUCGGACUACAUCACCUACACAUGGGUGAAAGAUGAUGAAGUGGCCUUUAACGAAGAAGUCAUACAGGUAUUAACUAACAGUUUAGACGCAUCAUCUUUUCUGUAAAAUCCUGCAACCACUCCACUUCAUGAGCAGACCGUCUUUAGUUUGGGUGGUGUUGGUUGUUCACACUUCUACAACUAUCUCACGAAAAGAACAGGAGCAAUAAGAGACACUGAGGAGGCGUCCCUCAGUGUAGUUAGAAGAGUUAAUUAUACUGUCUUAAUUGCAUUUAUAUGAACACUUCUACUCGUGUGUUGUAGAGGAGCUCUUAUGCUGCGUUCCAGUUACGUUGGAAGUCGGAUGUCAGAGCUGGGAAUGACAAUAAUACACCUGAGUUGACGGUGUUCCAGUUGGAAAGUUGGAAAACCAAGCUGGACGCCUACUGUUAGCCGUUGUUAGCUGUUGUUAACAAUUGUCAGUUGUUGUUAGUUGUUGUUAGCUAUGCCAGUUGUAAACAACGAAUAACACAGUAUUUUACUCUACAAACACCAUAGCACCGUGUUCACAGACGUUGGGCAGUACAGCAUACCACUUAUUUAAUUUCACAAAAACAAAACAGAAGUGCUGAUAAAUAAUACAUUAUGAGAGCUUUCACUGUUAGUCUUUACUGUUGAUGCACUGCACUGCCAUCUUGGAUUAUGAUGUUGUUGUCAAGCAUUAGUAUAGAGAGUGAAGGAAAUGUGAACCAAAAAAGAUGAAGAUGUCUCUGUUUUGUAGGUGUAUGUUGAUAAAGAAGAAAUCCCCGUGCAGGGAGGAGAGUGUGUGCUCUGCUACUUCUGUAACGCCCUGCAAAGCAUCAUUGGAAUCAGUGAACCAUUCAGGGUGAGUGACACGCAAAUACCAAAACAGAUUCAUAUUGUUAAAUAAAUUUUAAUUCUCCUCUGAUCAUUUUACAAGUUUAAAUCGGGGAACUUUUUAUCAAAAGUAAGAAAAUCAAACACCACUGUGAUCUCUCUUUUAAGGUCCAUGAGUCAAAGGUGGCCAUCGAGGAAGGCUUGAUGCACGAGAGGAUCAACGGACUCAACAAAAUGGUAGCAAGUGAAGAUAAUUGGAACUGAUUCACCAAAUGUCAUGGAUGUGGUAGGAUGUAGAGCUGGAUCUGGACUUUCUAAACCACAACAAGGCUUUUUAAUUACUGUGUUUCCCACUGGAGGAGCAGUGGGGGAGGUGCUGCUUGUACUUGCCGGUGCGCACUUCCUUUUACCUCUCUAAUGCGGUCAUUGUGACCAAAAGUCCCUGACACCUCUUUGGUUGUUUCACGUUUGAACCACAAGUUAUGGUCUGACUGCAGCAGAAGCUUUGAGGAAUCUUUUUUAAACUGAUCUGAAGUCAGAGAAAUCCAGUGAAAUAACCUGAAUGGUGUCAUUUGAUUACUAAAGGAGAGGAGGUGUAAAAGUAAUAGGUCAAAGAAUAUUUUCGAAUCUGCACCAGGAGCACGUGUCUCAAAGAUAAAAAUCAUAUAUGAUGUCUAAACUCCGUAUUUGAUGCUCAAGUAGCUGACAGCUGCUUUGGGAGUGCUGGAAAAAGAGGCUGAAGAAUUAAGUUAGUCUUGUUUGCAAGGGUAAAAAAAAAUCCAGUCAGACUGGUCUACUGUAAUGAUGAAAAGGGAAUUAACAAGGCUCACUGGCCCAUCCUUGUUUACACGAUGCUCAAAGAAUGAUUUAAUUUGAAGUAGAAAACAAUUAAAUCAAUGUCACUGCUCACUGAGCGAGUCUAGAGAAACUGGUGUCCUUAAAGCUCAUUUUUAGUGGUUGUAUAUGCGUACUUACGAUGCUGGAACAAGCGUCAGAUACGGAAACGACUUUGUUGCAUACUUUUCAUACUUUUUUAUUUGGCACUUUCAUGUCAGUCCGGCUUAAGCUUUAAAACAACAAGUGCUCCUUGACGUGGGAAAAGUUAAUCUCUCCUUGUCCAAACAUGCAUUUCACGUGAGGUUUAUUUUAGUCUUAAGGACCGUUGAACAAACAGAGUUUAAAAAAAAAAAAAAAAGUUUUUAAAGCCAGUGUGAUCUGUGUGUGCUGUUGAGCUGUGCUGAAACAUUGUGAGUGGAAGAGAUUAAAAAUGUUGAAGAGGUCAAACAUGUUUGUAUGGAGCUGUAUUUUAAAAGUCUUUAGUAUGUUUGGUGGUCCUGCAGACAUAAAGCAAAGACUAGAUAAUAAUCAAGUAAAACCCACUGAGGCACAACAAAGAGAACUAUUUAAUGAGAACCUUUCCUUUAAUUGAAGAUUAACAGCCUCUGACAUUCCUACUUUUACGUUUCUACCUUUCAAAACAUUGUGUUGUGUUUCUUUUAGUUUAAUUUGCAGAGAAUUAUUAGUCAUGCAGCUCUAAUCUCUGAAAUCUCUUUGUGGUUUGAAAAGUUUAGUAUUUAGAAACAAAAUAAAAUAAAAAUCCAGUUCAGAAAAAUCUCCACUCCAGUGUUGUGGAUGGACGACUGCAGGAAAGUUCUGCAGAAAGGAUUUUCUCUUCCCAGUAUUUUAAUGAACUUCAGUUGUUCCUGGAGGACUUGAAAAUAUAUAUAGCUAUAUAUUAUAUAUUAUAUAUCAUAAAUUAUAACUUUUUUUGUGGUGGUUGCAGCUUUAGCACCUUGCAGUUUGAGUUUGAAUUUUAAUCAUUCCUUUUCUUACUGAUUGAGCUUUCACAGAAAUAAGGAUUCAAUGCACUGUUUCUCAUUUCUUGUCAUGUUUGAAGUGUGUCGGGUGAAAACAAAAGCUGUUUUUACAAAAAGGGUUCAGUAAGUGCCUUUGAGAUGAUUUUGCGUAACUUUGACUAGAUUGUAUCUUGCUGCUUCAUUUUGAUUGUGUAUCAAAAAUAUUCAUCAGAUUAUUUAUCAUAACGUAGCACUAUUUUGUUGCCUCUUGAUUUCAAGUAUUGCUGUUUAAACUCUCCACCACAUGAGGAUCUCAUUUACAGUUUGUGUUCUUAUUAUUGGCCUGCUGGAUUUAAAUAUAGCCAAUUUAUGUCAGUUUUAAUUUUGUGUUUUCAGCUGAAAUAGUGACGCCUUUUCUUAAGUAGAAAUGUCUUGUACUGUAACAGAUUGCCAACAGAUUUAUAGCUCCACAAAUGCAAAUAUUAAAAGCAUCUUUUCAUUCUU
This is a messenger RNA of Xyrichtys novacula (pearly razorfish), 12224 nucleotides long. Lineage: Eukaryota; Metazoa; Chordata; Actinopteri; Labriformes; Labridae. The record is from the annotation of a GenBank genome assembly.